CCAAUGUCGAAUCAGCAUUAAAAGAUAUAUAUUUUCUAGUCGUAAAUAAACCAUAUUUCUACGUGUGUAACUUCUCAAUCGAUAAAAACCAAAACAACCUGCCAAUACCUCCAUUUUGGCUCAUCGACCCCAACUUAUUAGUAGUCUACCUCAACUCCACGUUCAAGUCCUAGUGCUCUUCCAUACAUACGCAAGCUCUAAGCUCUACCUAUUAACCACCACAUUCCCAAAUAGAGGCUCGUACAGCGAUGCCUCAAAAGCGCAAGCGACCAGAUCAAGAUCCCCACGAACAAGAAUUGUUGCCCGCAUCCGCACUCAAACCAACCUCUUCUGACUCUCAAUCAAAAUCCACCAGCGCGCGUCGGGCGACGCGUCAAACCCCAGUCAUUCCACCAACACCACCAACACCAGUGACGCAACUACAACCACAACUACGCACAGAAACGGCUGUACCGCCUCCUAUAAUACCUACACUAUCAUCAACUUCUUCGAAACCAACAACCUCUCCAGAGCAGAAGCGUAGUCGUGCCUCCAACGGUCGUCCUCAGCCACCUCCAUCGCAACCCACGGCGCAAAGUCAACACCCUCCUUCUGUGCUGCGAUGGGCUCCGCUUGAACAGCCAGGCCCAGCAGUAAGGCCUCCCCCUCACCAUCUCUAUCCGACAACGAUGGCAGCCAUGCCCCCACCUCGGCCGAUUGCCGCUGGUCGUCCACCGUCAGACUUGGUUGCGCCUGAGAUCACCUAUCAUGUGCCCCAGUCGCAUACAAACUCAUUCCAGCGGACCUCAGCUCUUGUCCGACCUCAUGGCCCUACGGCACAACCACCACGUAUACUCGAACGACCGCCGCCUCCCACCGUCACACCAGUACACCCUCCGAAGCCCCCUGUGGCUCCCUCUGUACGUCCGCCUCUCCGGGCCGAUCGCAACAUUGAUAAAGUCGUGUUGGGUAAUAUGUGCUUCAGUACGUGGUAUCCUAGCUACUAUGGAAAAGAAGUGCUUGGGGAAUCAUCAGGCAAUCUAGGCAAGACAGGCAGCAAGGACUUGGGGGCCAAGGAUCAAGCUACAGGCGGCAAAUCAUCAUCCCGGCGGGAUCGCGAACAUCACCCAGUAGUUGAUCGCCUCUACGUGUGCCCUAGCUGCUUCAAGUACUCCAAGGAAUUGGUUGCUUGGUGCCAUCACGUCCAUGUGUGUGAAAGGAAGGCUCAGAUACCCGGUCGGAAGGUAUACGUUCAUCCACGGGGGCGUAGAAAGAUUCUUGCCCCCCACGACAACAAAACCUCUGGGCCUAAAAGACGGAAAGGGGAAGGAAACAUUCGGUUGGUAGAGGAGAUCGUCCAGGAUGAAGGAGAAUGGAGCAUUUGGGAGGUUGAUGGUGAAAAGGACGGGCUCUUUUGCCAGAACUUGUCGCUCUUUGCAAAGCUCUUCCUCGACAACAAAUCCGUCUUCUUCGAUGUCACAGGCUUUAACUACUUCCUACUUGUUUACACACCUCCGACUCGAUCCUUACAGACUGCAGCCAAGCCUGAGCCCCCCUCGCCUCGAAUUACGGGAUUCUUUUCGAAGGAGAAAAUGUCAUGGGAUAAUAACAACCUCGCUUGUAUCCUUAUAUUCCCCCCAUGGCAGCGAAAGGGUCUUGGUGCGUUGCUGAUGGGGGCCUCGUACGAGAUCUCUCGGCGGGAAGAUAUUCUGGGCGGGCCGGAGAAGCCAAUUUCUGAUCUCGGCAAGAAGGGUUACAAGCGUUACUGGGCGGGCGAAAUCGCGAGAUGGCUAUUGACCAUCAAUAUGAACUCAAAGACGCCCGAGAACGAGGUCCUCGUGGAUCUCAACGACUGCAGCAAGGCAACAUGGAUUCUUCCCGAAGAUUGUCUCCAGGUGCUGCGAGAUAUGGGUGUUGUCGAAGAGGCCGGUUUGGGCCCAAGCAAGCCUGAGGGAAAGCCUGUCGCCGAAGCGGGGAUUGAGGAGAAGAAAGGCGAAGAAACGACAAGGACAUCGCCUGCUGCUGACGGAGCAGUCAAAGAAGAAAUGGUGCCAGUCGUCAAGAUGGUGCCACGGGUGCGGAUAGACAAGCAGGCGGUUCGUCGAUAUGUGGCCGAGAAUCGGAUAAGUCUAGAGCGCAUGUGUGAUCCUGCUGGGUUUGUCGAGGGCUACGCGAUCAAAGCACCCGAGAUAGUGGAAGAAGAGGUCGACGAGGCAGAGGAGUGAUGGACUCGAGAUAUUGUCGUUGUAUGAUGUACUGACAUGUACCUAUAGAUUAGACGCUUCGGCGAUAGUGAUACCCAUGCUCGAAUUAAAUGAGCUUCCUCUCAUCAUCAUCAUGAUUUUUUCAGUAUUUUUGAUCUACGUAGAUCAUCGGAGUCCUCUGUUCGCUUUGUUCUUCCUCGAGAAUCAUAUUUUUAUGCCACAACCCUGGUGUAAGUUCCAAGGGACUUGAUCAUGCAAUUGAGCCCCUGCAACUGUUGGGAUAUACAUAAUAUGUCGGGAUGGAUGUUGACUACUGUCAUGUCAUUUUUCUCAGGUCGUGCCGAGGUCGAACGGAAACCCGUUCUCGAUGCGGUCGGAGGCACUCAGCAUGGAAAGGGGGCUCAGAAUUUGCGUCAGGGAAUUCAGAAAUGCUGUUCUUAUCGUGAUUGAGACUUCCGACGCGUAUUGGGAUGGUAUAUCAAGGGCAAUGGCUCUGAAAUGA
Messenger RNA from Fusarium redolens, 2685 nucleotides. Its product is annotated as acyl-CoA N-acyltransferase. The transcript has 2 exons. The record is from RefSeq and is a predicted model, not a curated record. Lineage: Eukaryota; Fungi; Ascomycota; Sordariomycetes; Hypocreales; Nectriaceae. Gene Ontology annotation, molecular function: histone acetyltransferase activity. Gene Ontology annotation, biological process: regulation of DNA-templated transcription. The coding region runs from base 249 to 2204 and encodes 651 amino acids.